AACGUAUACCUACUCGCACGCGCCGCACUGGUCAGCGCGUUAACAACAUUAUUAUUAUCCUUUUACAUCCAGUCAUAUAACAUUAAUGACACGCGAAACUCGUUUCUUAUAAUUAUUACGAGUCAGAAUUUUCAAACACAGAUUUAUUUUUACUUAAAGUGUUAUGAGAUGUGGAAAUGGUUGGUGUUCAUAUGGUUGAUCGCAACGAAAUUGCUCAAAGACCCGGGACCAGUGAUAAAAGUGAAAGAUGGCUUGCUCCGAGGCAGGACUAGUGUGGACGGCAACUCAUAUCAGUAUUUUGGAAUUCCUUAUGGAACUGUGGAUCAGACCAAUCGUUUUCAAGCACCCCUACCACCAAUUAAAUGGAAAGGUAUUUUCGAAGCUAUCAAUGAGAACACGAGAUGUCCCCAAAAGAUGUUUGGUCCUAUUAUCGCCGGCGUUGAAGAUUGCCUCAAACUAAACAUCUACACGCCUAUAACCACUGUUUCACAUUUACGUGCUGUAAUGGUUUACAUCCACGGAGGAUGCUUUUUUGAAGGAAUAGGAAACGCUUUUUUAUACGGGCCAGAUUACUUUGUGGAUAAUGACGUCAUCUUUGUUGGGAUCAACUAUAGACUGAACGUCGAAGGAUUUCUCUGUUUGGGUAUUAAAGAAGCACCAGGCAAUGCCGGUCUUAAAGACCAAAUAGCAGCUCUUAGAUGGGUUAAAGAAAAUAUCGCUGCAUUUGGUGGUAAUCCCAAUAAUAUAACAAUAUUUGGUGAGAGUGCCGGUGCCGUGUCUGUAUCGCAUCACAUUAUGUCUCCCGCUUCUAGAGGACUUUUUAGUAGAGCAAUCUUACAGAGCGGUUCAGCAUUGGCGCCCUGGGGCCUUCAACAUGAUCCUCUUGAGACCGCUAGAAAUUUAGCUAAAGAAUUCGGAUACUAUGGUAAAGAUCCUCUUGAGAUUUAUAAGACUCUAUCUAAUAGAAGUAUUGAAGAGUUAAUUAAUGCAAUAAAAUUCAAAGAAAAUAAGAAUUAUAUAACUGCGGAGAUACUAUUUGCACCGUGUGUUGAAAAUGUAAUUCCUGGAAUAGAGCCUGUAAUCACUAAACAUCCCGUGGACACUAUUAUUUCCGGAAACUACACUAAAGUUCCUAUGAUAAUAGGGUACAAUGACCAAGAAGGUAUAUAUUUUGUAGCCAAAGAUUUUGGAACCAGUUUAAAGCAAAAACCCAAUGAUAUUUUACAUGGAGACCUAGAAUUUCCAUCAGAAUUGAGCAAAAACGCAAGCAUGCAAGAGAUAAAUAAAUACUACUUUUCAUCGGGGAAAGAGGAUUUCAUUAUGGAUAUGAUUAAUUUAUAUUCAGAUCUGCAUUUUAAAUACCCAGCCGUGAUUGAAUCCGAAUUGUACGCGAGGACGAGCGACCAACCCAUUUAUUACUACUUAUUUAAGUACAGCGGGUAUAUCAACAUGCCGAAGAUUAUCUCAUACUUCGGGUUCGUCCAGGGGGCAUCCCAUGCAGAUGAGCUUUUCUACUUGUUCAAACCGCAUACUUUCCCAUUACCGACACGCAUUCUAGAAACCCAUAUGAUAAAGCGAAUGGUCACAUUAUGGACUAACUUCGCUAAAUACGGCGAACCAACUCCGACCACCUCGCCUCUCUUACCUGUAAAGUGGCAACCCAGCCAGGCUUGGAACCCCAAAGCCUUGGUCAUUGACCGACACCUGACCACUAGCCCCCUAUGGGAUGAGGGCUCCAUAUCUCUAUGGAAUAAAACUUACAUUAAGUACAGGAGGAAACGUUACGGAUUUCGAUAAAGGGACCUAUAGUAUAGACAAUAUUUUGUUUAUACUAGCUUUGUUUUUGAUUUACGAUUUGGGCUGACUGGUAAGACAAAAGUACAUCUUUUGCAAUUGCAAUUGAAACUUCCAUAAAACGAAAUUAUAUUCCAUAUAACAUCCUAUAUGUUAGAGAUGUACUUUUGUCUCUAGCUUAUAAAACAAACACAAACAAAUAUUUGCCUUAGUCAUUAGACUAUAGUGGUGGUCACAUUAUGGACUAACUUCGCUAAAUACGUAUAGGUAAAAUAAAAUGACUGAUGAAAGUAUUAACUUUCAUUAGUCAUUUUUACUAUAAGAUUUUGUUAUGUCUAAAAUAAUGUGGUUGACAGUUACUAAUAAAUAGAAAAUAUGUGAUAUGUAUGUUGUUAGGAGGGGUGUGUUACGGGUAUUAGGUUGUGUUAAUUUAUUGAACGUAUGUAUGUUUGGUGAUACUAAAUCUAGUCCUAUAAAUAUCGAAAUCAAAUAAAUAUUAUUUUAAACUUGAAAACUAUGUUAUAUACAACAGUUUUCACAUUAUGUAAUAAAUAAUUAUGCAAAUUGUACCGUGA
Messenger RNA from Pieris rapae (cabbage white), 2369 nucleotides. RefSeq names its product esterase FE4-like. The record is from RefSeq and is a predicted model, not a curated record. NCBI's taxonomy places the organism in Eukaryota, Metazoa, Arthropoda, Insecta, Lepidoptera, Pieridae. The coding region runs from base 169 to 1797 and encodes 542 amino acids. The transcript has 3 exons.